CUGUACAAGGUUUCUUUAGUUCAUGGGCCUGUGGUUUGGUAUUUUUGUCAUUGCCAUGUUGUUUUUGGGAGUCAAAUUAGACCAUUUGGAAGAGUUUUUGGUUACACUCUUCCUACUCUGUGAUGCUGUGUUGAAGAAGACUGGAAACUAGAGAUUUAGACCAUAAACUCAUAAGGACAAUGUUUACUAAGGGAAAAGAUCAGCUGAGGAGGAGGACCUUCUACCUGGACUUGCCGGCCUUUCGUGAGGCCGUGCCUGAUUUCAGUCCGGACCUGUUGAAGACUUCAGUCUGCAGACUGAGAGAAGAAAGAGGUUUUUGUUUUUCGACCCAAACAGCCUCCGCCACCGUAGAGGACUUCCAGAUCCGUCCUCACUGUCUGUUUGUCCACUCGUACCGAGCGCCGGCCUUCUGUGACCACUGCGGCGAGAUGCUGUGGGGACUCGUGCGACAGGGACUCAAAUGUGAAGGCUGCGGUCUGAACUAUCACAAGCGCUGUGCCUUUAAGAUCCCAAAUAACUGCAGCGGGGUGAGGAGGCGGCGCUCGUCCAACGUGUCUCUGACAGGAGGGCUGGUGAACAUCUGUCGCCCGCUCUCUGCGGAGCCUUCACCGCCUCACUACACCGACGAGGCUUUACUGUCUCCAGUCAGUCCAAGUAUGGAGCAGAAGAACCAGCUGGAGUACUUCCCGGGCCGAGAGCGGCGCUCCAGCUCGCAGUCCUACGUCGGCCGUCCCAUCGAACUGGACAAGAUCCUACUCUCCAAAGUCAAAGUCCCACACACGUUCCUGAUCCACUCGUACACCCGACCCACCGUCUGCCAGCACUGCAAGAAGCUGCUGAAAGGCCUCUUCAGACAAGGCCAGCAGUGCAAAGAUUGUAGGUUCAACUGUCACAAACGCUGCGCCCCCAAAGUGCCCAACAACUGCCUGGGUGAAGUCUCAAAGAAUGGAGACCUCCUGAGCCCGGGGGCGGAGUCAGACAUGGUCAUGGUGGAGGGUUGUCUCGACGACCACGACAUGGACCGGCGAGGCAGUCUGCUGGACGACAUGGACGAAGCGCUGACGUCAGAGGGCGGUCUUCUUCUGGAGGCGGGGCCUAGUGACCUCUGUGACAUGCAUGACCCGGACCUGGACGAGUCCAACCGCGCCAUCAGCCCGUCAACCAGUAACAACAUCCCUCUGAUGCGGGUCGUUCAGUCCGUGAAACACACGAAGAGGAAGACCAGCAACGUGAUGAAGGAGGGCUGGAUGGUUCACUACACCAGCAAGGAUUCUCUGAGGAAGAGACAUUACUGGAGGCUGGACAGUAAAUGCAUCACACUGUUCCAGAAUGACACAGGGAGCAAAUACUACAAGGAGAUCCCUCUCUCUGAGAUCCUGUCCUUGGAGCCGGCUCAGACCCUCUCUCUGCUGCCCGAUGGAGCAAACCCUCACUGCUUCGAGAUCGCCACAGCGUCGCUGGUUUACUACGUCGGGGAGAAUCUGCAGAGAGGCGACUCGUCUGUGAGCGGCAGCAGCAUCCUGGUGAGCGGGGUGGGACAGGAUGUGGCUCAGAUGUGGGAGAUGGCCAUCCAGCACGCUCUGAUGCCGGCUGUCUCUACAGGGAUAUCACACAACGCUCACCGUGGAGGACACAAGGAGAUCUCCGUCAGUAUCUCUGUCUCCAACUGUCAGAUCCAGGAGAACGUGGACAUCAACUCGGUGUAUCAGAUCUUUCCAGACGAGGUCCUCGGCUCGGGGCAGUUCGGCAUCGUUUAUGGAGGUAAACACAGGAAGUCCGGCCGAGACGUCGCCAUCAAGAUCAUCGACAAACUCCGCUUCCCGACAAAACAGGAGAGUCAGCUGCGUAACGAGGUGGCCAUCCUGCAGAGUUUGCACCACCCGGGCGUGGUGAACCUGGACUGCAUGUUCGAGACCCCGGAGCGGGUCUUCGUGGUCAUGGAGAAACUUCACGGCGACAUGCUGGAGAUGAUCCUGUCCAGCGAGAGGGGACGUCUGCCCGAGAGGAUCACCAAGUUCAUGGUCACACAGAUCCUGGUCGCCCUGCGUCACCUCCACUUCAAGAACAUCGUCCACUGUGAUCUGAAACCUGAGAACGUCCUGCUGGCGUCUGCAGACUCUUUACCUCAGGUGAAGCUGUGUGAUUUUGGUUUCGCUCGUAUCAUCGGGGAGAAGUCGUUCAGGCGUUCGGUGGUCGGCACGCCGGCGUACCUCGCUCCUGAAGUCCUGAGGAACAAGGGCUACAACCGCUCCCUGGACAUGUGGUCGGUCGGAGUCAUCGUCUACGUCAGUCUCAGCGGGACGUUUCCCUUUAACGAAGAUGAAGAUAUCAACGAUCAGAUCCAGAACGCUGCUUUCAUGUACCCUCCUCAUCCCUGGAAGAAGGUCUCCACUGAAG
This is a messenger RNA of Notolabrus celidotus (New Zealand spotty), 2397 nucleotides long. RefSeq names its product protein kinase D1 (gene prkd1). The transcript has 18 exons. Gene Ontology annotation, molecular function: ATP binding; protein serine/threonine kinase activity. Gene Ontology annotation, biological process: protein phosphorylation. NCBI's taxonomy places the organism in Eukaryota, Metazoa, Chordata, Actinopteri, Labriformes, Labridae. The record is from RefSeq and is a predicted model, not a curated record. The annotation marks the transcript as partial.